Molecule: messenger RNA, 2008 nt
Organism: Cloeon dipterum
Lineage: Eukaryota; Metazoa; Arthropoda; Insecta; Ephemeroptera; Baetidae
Product: trypsin delta-like
Exons: 8
Coding region: 1-1005 (334 amino acids)
Biological process (GO): proteolysis
Molecular function (GO): serine-type endopeptidase activity
Source: RefSeq, a predicted model, not a curated record
AUGGCAACGCCGCAUGGGGAGGGGCUGAGUGAGGCCGAGUGUACAUGGGCAAGAGUGGCUGCUAACCCCUUCGUUGACCAGCAGCUGACCUCGAAGGGCAGCAUCAUCGGCGGGACGAAUGCACGCGAAGGCGAAGUUCCGUGGCAGGUUUCUCUCCAGCGUAAGACUAUUCGAAUCAGUCACUUUUGCGGCGGGUCGAUAGUCAGCAGGAAGCACAUCGUCACAGCUGCACAUUGCUCUAUUUUUAACCGUUUUGAAGUCGUCGUUUUAGCCGGCUCGAUUCACACGUACGGAGGCACUAUGUAUGACGUACGCUCUAUCAAAAUUCACCCUGGCUAUGAUCGUUGGACCAGCUUUGUCCAAGACAACGACAUUGCUGUCUGGGAGGUGGAUUCACCCUUCAUUUGGAGCGAAACUAUUAAACCUGUGCAGAUUGGAAACAGCAGGGUACAGGACGGGUGGCUCAUGACUGUCUCAGGAUGGGGAAAGACUUAUGGACUGGCCACGAGGGACACCUACAGGGUGGUGGACGAGGGAACAUCAGAAUGGCUCUUUGAAAUAAUUGUGGUGCCCGAAGCAACCACUGGCGGAAGCCCAAAAGGAGAAUCCCAAAACAUGAUUAACGUCUUUGUUGUGGCCGGCUCGAUUUACAAGGACACCGGCAUUAGUUUUGGCGUGCGCUCUUUCAAAAUUCACCCUGACUAUGUUCAUUCGACCCAAGGAAAUGACAUUGCUGUUUGGGAGGUGGAUUCUCCCUUCAAGUGGAGCGAAAAUAUUCAACCUGUGCAGAUUGCAAACAGCAGGGUAGAGGACGGGUGGCUCAUGACUGUCUCAGGAUGGGGAAAGACUGAUGGCGAUUCAGGUGGUCCCCUGGUCAAGGAUGGCGUGCUGCACGGAGUUGUGUCGUGGGGACCUUCAGAUUGCAUGUCAAUUCCGGGCGUCUACACCGUAGUUGCAUCCUUCGCCAAUUGGAUCGACAGCGUGAUCACCAAGGACAGUAAAUAAUAUGUUUGUUUGAGAGGUAAAAUAAAUUAAAACGCUUUUUAAUCGAUUUCUUAAUUGUCAUGACAAUUUUAUCAAUUUAUUUGCAAAUUUAAGCUGCCAGUGUUAAGCAAAGAAACACGUUUAAUUGCUUUAUUGCUAAGAAAUCAAUUACCAUACAUAUACUAUUUUAGGGAAAAUAGUUUGUUUCUGACUGAUUUCAAUUUAUUCAUAAAUUUAACGGGGCACCAUGAAAAGCAGUAAAAGGGUUUACAAAAAUUAAUUUUAAUUUUUAAAAGAGCAACUGCAAUUUACUUUUUAGGUAUUUAAGCAACGCGCAGGACUCAUUAGACCAGCAAAAUGCCUAUUUCACAUUCUUGCAGGCGAAUUUACUUGUGGCAAUUUAAGUUAAAAGUAACUUUUAAGCGAUUUAUUAGCGAGCUGUGCACCUGCGCAGAAUAAGUCAUAUUUUUUCUCGAGAUAAGGGGCAGCUCAGCGAGUGAAAAAAUAAAAAGGCUUUGAGCACCCAACUAAAGUUGGCACGACUGUAUCUGUGACGUCACCAGCAGUGGCGGGAGAAGGAGGAACCAUUGGAUUUUGGAGCACUUUUGGUCAUGAAACAAAUUCAUAUCAUAUACUAUCUUUCUUUAAAUUAAAAAAAAUCAUCAUUCCCCGUUAAAGCACGGAAUCAAAUGAUUGGUCUCUGUUAUAUAUAGUAACCGCUUAAACAUUUUACACCUUAUUUCUUUCCAGAUUAUUUUCAUUUAGUUUUCCAGUGACUCUUAUAUAAGGUUAAAAUUUUAAUUUGGAAACGAAUUAUUAGAUGUUUUCUAAAUAACACAAACAAAUUUUCCUCAUAUUUCAAGCAGCCAAGAGAACGAUUGCAAGAUUAAUAUUAAAACCAUUUUACAGCGUAAAUGAUUAAAGUUCAACCUGCCCAUCAAGUAUCUAAAUCACUUUAGCUGCGGCGCUUGAAGCUCAAACAUGAAUUAUUUCCUUUGGUCGUUGCUGAUUUUCGCCGCAUUCU